AAGCAAACUCGCGGUCGCCGCAUCGUUUGACGCAAGCAGUGCUGGUUUGAGAGAGCGACUACUGUAACUUCUUGGAUUCAGAGGCGUUUCUCGCAGGAACGCCUUGGAGCAGAGCAGCUGUACAGCCAUAGCACAAGCUGCCACCCGCGCGCACGCCGCAGCGAUCGCAAGAAGACAAGAUGAGCGCCAUGAUGCAGGCCUCGGCCAACCCGGCACCUCGAAGCCCGAAACCGAACCGCCGCAUCACGGCGACGCAGGUGCACGGUGCUUUGGUGAUGGUCGCCGAGGGCCGUGGCAGUAUCAGAUCCAAGUCCGAACAAAAGGUCACGGAGUGGGAGGUCGGGCCGUCGCCGGGCUAUGUCCAAGCGUUGGUCGAGGUCGCGCAAGCGAGAGCCGAGGGCGAGGCGGCCACCGGUGCUAGAUUAUUAGCCGCGAUCUGCCUCAAAAACGUGAUAGGCAGGCGCUGGCGACCUAGAAGAGGCAACGCCGUCGACGAACGGGAAAAGGACCUUGUCCGAAGGUGGCUGCUCGACGACGCCGGCGAGGAAACUGAUGAGCGCGUCUUCGCGCAGCUCGAACUGUGUGCUCGUCGAUGCGCCAAAAACGACUGGCCCGCGACCUGGCGGGACGCGCCUUCUGUGUACUUAACAAGCUACUCGCGUGGGAGUGGAAGGGCGUUGCGGCUCUUCGGCGCCGUGGUCAAGGAGCUGGCGCGCAAAGGUUUACCCAGAGACAGAAGAGUGCUCAGGGAGGACGCGGCGCUAUUAUUACCGGACGUCGCCGCGGCGUUAAGGCAAGCGUCGUCUUCGUCAGAUAUUGACGCCAUACGCAUCCUCGCCAAGGCCGCGACGCGUUUGCUCAAUCACGCCGACGCGGCAGCUACAACGGUCUACGAUUGUUUUCUCGCGUUGGACCGGAGGGCCAUCACGGAGUUCACGGACGCAGCUCCGAGGCAACGACGUAAAUUGCAAACAGUGGUCGUGCCUCUCAGUGCGUGGCGGCGCAAUUCUGAAUUUGCGCGGGCUUAUGGGGCGCCGUUCCUGCAAAGAGCUGUUGCAGCUUUAGAUGAGCCGGGCCUGACGCCUGCCGGUGCUGUGGCUCGCUUAGAAUUGUGUGGAGACGCCUUAGGGAGGGCGGCCGACGGCGAUUCAGACUUGAUUGCCUUCGCGCGGUCGCACGGUCCGAAAUUGGCACAGUACUGUCUCAAUGAAGCUUUGCCUUUGCAACCGUCGGAGCUCAAUGAGCACUUAAAUGACCCGGAGGACUACGCCCUCCACGCGGACGACGGCUGGGAGGUAGAAGCCGCUUACGACGACGACAUCUACGAAGAGGAAGCGUACGACGCCGAUUCGACGGACGCGCCAGACGGUUGUAGGGCGGUGCGCGCGGCGGCCGAGCGGUGCCUGCUAUCCUUAUUGGCCGUGGACCGGACGGGCGACUCUGCUCUAUCUCGCAUGCUUGUCGAGAGAGCCUUCGGCGACGACCGGCGCGCGGCCGUCGAGCAGGCCGUCGGGGCGUUAGCGACGUUGUCGAGCGACACUGUCCAGCAGUGUAGAGCUUUCUUCGCCGAGGCCGACGCUUCGUUACGAGCCGUCGGCACGUCGGCCGCGUCUUUGACAGAUGCGCUGCCCGGCGUCGACCAAGCUGUUGGUUCCUUGUUCGCGAGCUACUUUCCCUCGUUACUGAUCAAGCUACGAAGCGUAUCCACUUCUGAUAUCUGCGUCAACGCCUACCGGCGGCGCCUGUACUGGCUGAGCCGCUGCUGGGCCCUGGCGAUCGAAGCCAACGGCGCCGCUUUACAAGCUUUGGCUGACGUUUGUGUCGAAGAUAUAAAUGACGGGGACGCGGCCGUCGCCACCGCGGCCCUAGACGUCGUACGCCGCUUCGCGGCGCGCUUCCCGCCCAGUUCAUCGCUCCUCGAUGCGGCGCUACAGCGCGCCUCGACGUUCCUCGAGUCGUCGGACGACCUCGCCGAGGCGGCCCUGCGCGCCGCGGCGGAGGCUUGUGUAGCAGCGUCGAAGACGCCGGAGCACGCGUCAAUAGCCGCGGACCGCGUGCGAGCCGUCGCGUCCCUCGGGGAGCGCAUUGUCAACGACGGCAAUGCCCCUUCGUUGAUCGACGCCUGCGCCGACUGCUGCCGGGCGGCGCUCAUUGCUGCGCGCAACGCGCCGUCGUCGUCGCAAGCCUCCGUCACGGCUUGUGCCUUCGUGGCGUUACUGCUCGACGAUUCGAGGGACGUGGAGCUGUGCGCCGCGCCGGCGGCCGCAAGGCUCUGGCUCGACGCAUUGAGGACGCUACCCUUGGACGACCACGACGCCUGCGUCCAGGCCUGCCGCCAACCGGCGCAGGCCCUCGAGAAGCUCUGCGCGCCGCCGCGCGAUUUAGCCUUAGCCAUGGACGUCGCGCAAGUCGCCCAUUGCCUCGCGAUCCUGGGGUCGGAACGCUGCGGCGUCGAAGCCAUUACCUGCGCCGCGCGCGCGUGCAGCGCUUUAGCUGGGGAAGUGAGCUGGCGGGCGUCGGGCCACGUGGACAAGGCGUUGGAGGCUUUGUUGUUAGUGGCGCCCGACGUCGCUUCUACAGCUUUGUCAACCAGGACCCCAACAACACUCCGAAGCCCCAUCUCGGGAGAUGUCAUCCCUGGUUCCACCAGUUUGGGCGACGGCGCUCUGCAAAGACUGGCCGACGACGCCCUGGACGACAGCACGGCCGAGAGCGUGCGGGCCCAACACUACGCCGUCCUGACGCGGUGCUGCGCCCACUCUCCUCAGGAAUUUGCGCAAGCCCUGGGCGAGGACCGGGCCCUGGGCGUCUAUAGAGCCUGGCUCGCGCGCAAGCACGUCCGGGGCGACUCGCAAAACUUCGACGACGGCGAGGCUCGGAAAGGCGCCGACGUCGACGGAACGAGCGGCGACGUCCUCGCGGCGCGCGCGGCCACGGGCGCCCUCGCGUGUUUGCGCUUGGCCGCGUGCGGCGACGGCCAGGCCUUGUUGGCGGACCUGGACGGGGCUUUAACCUUGGUGAACGAGGCCGUGCGCCGCGGGCCCGGCGCGUCGCUGCGCCGGAGCCCGCGCGUCGCCGACCGCGCCACGCUGGAGACGCCCGUCGACGCCGACGACGCGAACAUAGAGCUCCCGCUCGACGCUUUAUGCGCCUGGCGCGCCGAGCACGACUGGGCGCGCACGGACCUGGUGGCGCUCGCGCGGUCGGCGCUCGAGGCCGUCGCGGGCCGCGUCGGCGCGCCGGCCGUCCAGGAGGCGCUGGAGGCGUGCGAUGCGGCCGUCUUGGGGCAGUUGGGGUUGGCGGCUAGUCCGCGGUAG
Molecule: messenger RNA, 3317 nt
Organism: Pelagomonas calceolata
Lineage: Eukaryota; Pelagophyceae; Pelagomonadales; Pelagomonadaceae
Source: the annotation of a GenBank genome assembly